This is a messenger RNA of Drosophila obscura, 1575 nucleotides long. RefSeq names its product transcription initiation factor IIA subunit 1 (gene TfIIA-L). Lineage: Eukaryota; Metazoa; Arthropoda; Insecta; Diptera; Drosophilidae. Bases 134 to 1222 code for a protein of 362 amino acids. The transcript has 7 exons. Gene Ontology annotation, biological process: transcription by RNA polymerase II; transcription initiation at RNA polymerase II promoter. The record is from RefSeq and is a predicted model, not a curated record. Gene Ontology annotation, cellular component: transcription factor TFIIA complex.
CGCCAGUCACACUGAAAUACUACUGUCUCGGGCGCAUCGUAUUUAAUUUCUCUGCUAAUUUGUAUUCACUUAAACCUAAUUUACGUACCAAAAUCAAGAGAACAGAAUCAAGCUGGCGGAGAAAAAGGUCCAAAUGGCUUUAUGCCAAACCUCUGUGCUGAAGGUCUAUCACGCCGUGAUCGAGGAUGUCAUCACAAAUGUGAGGGAUGCCUUCCUGGACGAGGGCGUUGACGAGCAGGUGCUGCAGGAGAUGAAGCAGAUUUGGCGCAACAAGCUGCUGGCAAGUAAGGCCGUUGAAUUGACCCCGGACCCGAGCGAGGGUGGCUCCCAUCCGCCGCCAAUAGUGGCCAACAAUCCAAAGGUAAGCAAGAGCACCAAGGCUGCCAAUGCCAAGGCCAAGAAGGCCGCCGCAGCCACUUCACAGAGCAGCUCCUCGGCGUCGGCGAUGGCGGCAAAGUCGCCCGCAGCUGCUGCUGCUGCUGGGAGUGGCCUAAAGAACGGACAGAUGCCCAUCAAACAGGAAGUCACGUCACAGAAUCCUCCGCCACUGCAUCCCACGUCGGGGGGAUCCAUGCCCCAGAGACAACAAGCAUCCGGCGGUGGACAGACACCCAUUCCAAUUGUGGCCUCGCUGGACCCCAACCGCAUUAUGCCCGUGAAUAUUACACUGCCUUCGACGGCCGGUUCGGGCAGCUCGGAAUCUCGUGUUCUCACCAUACAAGUGCCCGCAUCGGCGCUGCAGGAGAAUCAGCUCACCCAAAUACUUACAGCCCAUCUGAUUUCAUCCAUCAUGACGUUGCCCACCACCCUGGCCUCCUCAGUGCUGCAGCAACACGUGAAUGCGGCACUCACCAGUGCCAAUAUCCAGAAAAAUAUGGGUGCUUCAAAGCAGCUGGAUGGCGCCCUGGACUCGUCCGAUGAGGAUGAGAGCGAGGAGAGUGACGACAACAUCGACAACGAUGAUGACGAUGAUCUGGACAAGGACGAUGACGAGGAUGUGGAGCACGAGGAUGCCGCCGAGGAGGAGCCCCUCAACAGCGAGGACGAUGUCACCGAUGAAGAUUCUACAGAAACGUUUGACACAGAUAACGUCAUCGUUUGCCAGUACGACAAGAUCACUCGGUCCCGCAACAAAUGGAAAUUCUAUCUCAAAGAUGGCAUCAUGAACAUGCGGGGCAAGGACUAUGUGUUCCAGAAGUCCAAUGGAGACGCCGAGUGGUAAACGGAAUGGAGGAGACGCUGAUCUAAAACCGGCGGCAGCAGCAGUGUUGAUACUACAAAAAAAAAAGACAAGAAAACAAAGAGCCUCAUCCGCACGACACAGACACACAGAGAGCAUGACCAAGCGAAGAUAUCUUUAAAUAUUAUAUAUAUAUAUACUAUUAGAUCCAUCUGUUUUGUAUACGCUAGCCGAAGAGCCCCCCCAAGAAGAGUGGCCCCAAUCUAAACCAAUCCGAUUCACGAUUCACAUGUAUUACACGCAGGAUAAAGAAUCGCAUUAAUUUUUGUAUGAAUAAAUUCCGAGCACCCACUUGUGGCCAUUAAACGUACCAGUUGUCAUCAGUGCUCAUCAAU